This is a messenger RNA of Chinchilla lanigera (long-tailed chinchilla), 7498 nucleotides long. Its product is annotated as interleukin-1 receptor accessory protein-like 1. The coding region runs from base 119 to 1360 and encodes 413 amino acids. The transcript is spliced from 6 exons. The record is from RefSeq and is a predicted model, not a curated record. NCBI's taxonomy places the organism in Eukaryota, Metazoa, Chordata, Mammalia, Rodentia, Chinchillidae. Gene Ontology annotation, biological process: negative regulation of exocytosis; signal transduction.
UUUGUAUCCUGUGGAAAGUAAACUGACAAUUCAGGAAACUCAGCUGGGUGACUCAGCUAAUCUAACCUGCAGAGCUUUCUUUGGGUACAGUGGAGAUGUUAGUCCCUUAAUUUACUGGAUGAAGGGAGAGAAGUUUAUUGAAGAUCUGGAUGAAAAUCGAGUUUGGGAAAGUGAUAUUAGAAUUCUUAAAGAACAUCUUGGGGAAAAGGAAGUUUCUAUCUCAUUAAUUGUGAACUCCGUGGAAGAAGGUGACUUGGGAAAUUAUUCCUGCUAUGUUGAAAAUGGAAAUGGACGUCGACAUGCCAGUGUUCUCCUUCAUAAACGGGAACUAAUGUACACCGUUGAACUUGCUGGAGGGCUUGGUGCUAUUCUUUUACUGCUUGUUUGUUUGGUGACCAUCUAUAAGUGUUACAAGAUAGAAAUCAUGCUCUUCUACAGGAAUCAUUUUGGAGCUGAAGAGCUGGAUGGAGACAAUAAAGAUUACGAUGCCUACUUGUCCUACACCAAAGUGGAUCCUGACCAGUGGAAUCAAGAGACUGGAGAAGAAGAACGUUUUGCCCUUGAAAUUCUCCCUGAUAUGCUUGAAAAGCAUUACGGAUACAAAUUGUUUAUACCAGAUAGAGAUUUAAUCCCAACUGGAACGUAUAUUGAAGAUGUGGCAAGAUGCGUAGAUCAAAGCAAGCGGCUGAUUAUUGUCAUGACUCCAAAUUAUGUGGUCAGAAGAGGCUGGAGUAUCUUUGAACUGGAAACCAGACUUCGAAACAUGCUUGUUACUGGAGAAAUUAAAGUGAUCUUAAUCGAAUGCAGUGAACUCCGAGGCAUUAUGAACUACCAGGAGGUCGAGGCCCUCAAGCACACCAUCAAGCUCCUGACGGUUAUUAAAUGGCAUGGGCCAAAAUGCAACAAGUUGAACUCUAAAUUCUGGAAACGUUUACAGUAUGAAAUGCCUUUUAAGAGGAUAGAACCCAUUACACAUGAGCAGGCUUUAGAUGUCAGCGAGCAGGGGCCUUUUGGGGAGCUGCAGACUGUCUCAGCCAUUUCCAUGGCUGCGGCAACCUCCACAGCUCUAGCCACUGCCCAUCCAGAUCUCCGCUCUACCUUUCACAACACGUACCAUUCACAAAUGCGUCAGAAACACUACUACCGAAGCUAUGAGUACGACGUACCUCCUACCGGCACCCUGCCUCUUACCUCCAUAGGAAAUCAGCAUACCUACUGUAACAUCCCUAUGACACUCAUCAACGGGCAGCGGCCACAGACAAAAUCAAGCAGAGAGCAGAAUCCGGACGAGGCCCACACAAACAGUGCCAUCCUGCCGCUGUUGCCAAGGGAGACCAGUAUAUCCAGUGUGAUAUGGUGACAGAAAAGCAAGGGACAUCCCGUCCCCAGGGAGUUUAAGUGAAAUCUGCAGUCCAGUGCCUGGAACUAAAUCCUCGACUGCUGCUGUUAAAAACAUGCAUUACAAUCUCUAGAACACGAGGAAAAACAGGGUCUUGUACAUAUGUUUUUUGGAAUUUCUUUGUAGCAUCAGUGUCUUCCUGUUUUACCAUGUCUCUUACCAUUACAUUUUUUUGACUUUGUUUUAUAUGUCAUUGGAAUUUGUAAACUUACUUUUUUUUAAAGAAGAGACUUAAUGUGUAGAUAGAAAACCCUUUUUUUGCUUCAUUAGUUUAGUUUUGGAAUGAGUUUUUAUUUCCUUUUUUUAAAAAUGUUAUUUCGCUUUUAACAUUUCCUUGGGGUGCUUGGACAAACCUAUCCGAUGGGACAAGAAGCACCGGAUCCUCUCUCGGGCUCUGCCUAUGAUCUGCUGGGCCAUGUCGGCCUUCAGAAAGCAGUGCAACGACCGCCAGCAUUGCCAUUUGAGAAACAAGAGCAUGAGAGAGAAAGAGAGCGAGAGCGAAAGACAGAGAGAAAGAAGAACACUUGUUUAUAGGAGGGCCCCGCCAGUCAGAGCUCUGAAUCUCUUCCUUGUCCCGCCUCAUUCCCCACCUCUACCCUUCUAAUGGCAGCAUGAUGUGUAAACUCUGCAGAGGGGUGGGGGUGGGUCUAACUGUCUUAACGUUUAAUUCACUGCUCUUCAGAAUACACUCUAGACCCAAAGGUGUGUUAGUCACUUGACAGUAACUACUAAAGAGUGCUAAGCAAAGAAGAUCAAGGUCAUGAAAAUUGGGUAGAGUGCUAUUUCCGUUUUUCAAAUGAGUUGAUGUACCCUUAUAUAUAUAUAUAUAUAAAUAUAAAUAUAUAUAAAGCAACAAAACAAAACAAACAAACAAAAAAAAACAAAAAAAGAGAAAAAAAAACAAAAAAAAAUCAAGCCCUAUAUUUGAUCACUUCCUGGAAAGGCAUGAAUGUGUUUGUGGCUGUUUUUGUUUAAUAUUCUACUUCCUCUUUUCCCUCUAUAAUUUUUCUGCAAAUGAGAUUAUGUGCAAAUGCCAGGCAAGUUAACUCAAAAGGGUGAAUCAAGGCAAGUCAAAUGAAAUUUUCAUGGACGGCUUCCGAAGCAAAGGGAAGAAUAGGAUGUGUCAUCAAAUGUAUUUUGUCACCUUGUAUUAUAUGAAAUGUUAUUUUCUAAAGAGUCGGAGAAAAUCUGUGAAACUUAUUGUGGAGUCCCCUUGUAUUAAGUGUUAACUCGCUUGUAUUUACUUUUUAAGGCUACAUUCAGAAUUAGGUGUUUUGUUCAGUCUGUGCACAUAAGCAACACUUACUAAUAUCAAAGUGUUUAAAUAAGAACUCAGGAGGUCAAACAUAUGAAUACAAACAGAGAUCAGUAUUUUCAAAGUAAAUAUUAGUUGCACAAAAUAGUUUUUAAAUUAGAUCAGAAAGCAUUUAAAAUAGUUAAUUUUACUGUAUAAAGAAUUAAUUUUUUAACUAUAUGAUUCUAUGUUUCAGAAACAGAAAGCUGAUGCUCCCAGGAAAUCCAUCACUUACCAUUUAGCUUUACGUUUGAAAGCAAUGACAUAAGCAGCUAAUUCAUAUUCAUGUUAAGGGAGAUACAAAGUCAAUAACAAAGGAACCUGCGGAGGGCAGAGUUGUUUAAAGGAAAUAUUACCUAUGUAGCUCUUAGUUAAAAAAAUAAUACGACGAAAACACUGAUAAUAGAACUUAUUCGUUACUUUAAUGAUUCAUCAUAAGAACUUUCAUCACAGUUAUCCUGUGGGUUCGUGUAGUGACUAUUGAAUGUUUGCUUUAUUCUUACUACCAUAUAACGAGAAAAUAAUUCUACAGUUUUGGUCCAGUGCUAAGGUGUGUGUUGGCCACAGAAAGAAAAGGUAUAAACUGCAAAAGAGUUAAUUAAGGGGAUAAGACAGAACUGCAUUAUCUGAGAGAUGAGUACAAGCAUUUUGUUACAAUGAAAAGCUUUCAGUAUCUGUGCGACAAGGUAAAGGAGCCUUAGGAUGUACGUUAAUUUUUAUUUGCUUAAAAAUGUUUACUUCCCUGACAACUUGCCUGGGUCUUUCUCUACAAUCUGUCUUUAUUCCUGUGCUCCCCUUGGAUCUGUGUCAUAUUUUCACAAACCAGAAGUGAAGCUGCGAGGAUGUGCGAAACUUUAAGGUCAGCUUUGCACAGUGGGUUAUUUUUAAAAUCCAAGAAGGCCAUUGUUUACAUUGUACUAUGGACACCUGUCAGGGACUGGCGGCAGUGAACCUCUUUGGACUGGAUACCAAACUCCCCCAGUACUCAGAAAAGUGUAAAUGUACCAAUGGCCUGGUCUAUUUCUUUGGGUUUUAUUUUCUUAUUUUUCAUUUCUUAAGUGCACGAUGGAAGUGUGGAAUAAAUGUAGAGGAAGUAAUCAGACCACAGUCAUAUUUUAGGCAUCCAUAGGUGUUAAUUUAGCUGCAUUGGGAGUACAUUUUCUGUUCUAUUUUUAGUGUAGAUUUAAGCACUUUGAAUAGCAUGAUUCAGGGAUUGAUGGGUAAUAUUUGAUAUUCUCACAAUUUAAGAAACUUUUUUUCCUCUAAUGUUUUGUCAUAUUUUAAAAAUGAAUUAAAUACAAAAGAAGCUAUCUAUGGCUUUAGGAACAUUCCUCCCAAGUAUUCCUCUAUCAGCUCCAUAUGAGAACAAACAAAGGAAAAUGUCCUGUGUUCACGUGCUCUAUGUUUAACAAAAGUUCUGUUAGAACUCACAAUAAAAUGAGAACAAAUGUAUUUCCCCUAGUGUUUAGGUUUCAUCCUUCUCUUUUUUUUUCCUGGUGGGGUUCUGGGGAUAAAAAUAUUCUAGUUUGUAAAAACACAGUUGAUAAUGUGAAUAUGUUAGCCAAGCUGGGGGAGAGAAUGGACUUCCAGACUUGGACAUGUAUGAUGUUUGGUAUUGCCUGUUUUUCAUCAAUCGCCGCUUGGGCUCUGAAUGAUACAUUAUGGAUUCAAAAGUCCACUCAGUUAUUUAGUAUAAUUUCAACUUGCUGCUUCUGAGCGUCCUACACUUUAUUCUGGUGCUCAAAUAUUUUGAUUAUUUAAUACGAAUUAAAAUUUAAUCCCUUAGGUCUUCUAUGAGCAGAGAAGAUAUUUGUAUCUUGUAUAGCCAACUGACUUAAGUUUAGAUGAAUUCUAAACUCAUGAAAUAAAUCCAAAACAUGAACUAGAGACCUGAACCUUCUAUAUUUCUAAGCUAAGCACCUGAUUGUUGAAACAGUCAGUCAUUUUGUGAUUAUUUUCUUCAUAGUAUAUGUAUUUGGGCCCUCUUGACUUAAUAGUAAAAAUAUAGAUGCUGGUUUCUUCAAUGUUUCAUUAUUAUUAAGCAUUUUAUAACAAGAGCAAAUAUUAACUGAGAGCCAACACCUAAACUCUAGGUAAGUUUUGUUUAUCCUAGAAUAGUCUUUAACUGUUCAGAUACCAUGUAUGUAAAUUAAGAUCACCAUUUCUAGGAAAACACUCAUUCGUAUAUUUGUGAAGUAUUUUCUGAUUCUGGAAUGAUACACUAAUUCUCCUUUUUGAUGGAGUAUUUUUAAACUUAUACUUAUUUUUUCUCAUUUAAAAUUAGCUUUCAUUGACAUCAUUAGUCCCAGAAGAAAGGUUAUUAAAAUUCAAGGAUAGAGUCGACCUCUUCCUAGUGAUGUGUCAGAGGGGAAGUAAAUAUACAGAGAUGGAAGAAGAAAAUCCCUGUCUCUGAUCUGAACUUGAUUUGUCAUCAACCCCAUUUUUAUAUAGUUAAUUAACAGAAGUAAAGUAUUAUUAAAUAAGCUAGAAAUGCUACCUACAGAUCCAUGUUCACUCUAACGGACAAAUUUUCUGACAGUACAUACAGUUAUGACAAAGAAAUGCUAAUACAACUGGGCUCCUGAAAAGGAAAUUGUCAGUGGAAGCAGAGGCUAUUCCUCACCUUGUCAUGAAUCUUUCCCAUUGAUUGCUCAGAACAAAGUAAUUAAUUAACAGUCAAAUCUACAAACAGAAUUAAGGAAAAUAAGUAUUUGAAAUUCCAAAAAAAUCAUAAUGUGUAAAAUCCCGUUUUCCUGGGUAUAAGCCACAGGAUACUCAUUAUCCAAAAGGCUAUUGAUGCUUGAGUUUAAAAGAUAUUAUCAUAAACUGAUGUUCACAUAAUCCAUAUAUCUCACAGGUAUUGUUGUGUCUCACAUCUUGCUUUCAUUCAUGAAAGUUCAGCGGGGUGAUUAUUAUUCUUUUCCUAUAAGCAAUUACUCUUCCAAAUGGCCUAACUCUGCAGAGAUCUAUUGUAUACUGAAGAAAAGCUUCAUAUGAGAACAAAUCAUUUAUGCUCUGAUAAAUGAGAAUUGCUGGUUAUUAUUGGAAUAAUUUACUCAUGUUUAACCCAUUCCAAACAAAAUGUAGAGGGAAAGCAAAAUCAAGCAAUUUUUCUAUGAUGUUUUAUUUCAUUAAACUUCUUUAGGAUUUAUGUUUAAUCAUGUUUCCUACCACAAAAAACUAAGAAAUAACACAGUAUAGCAAGAGAAGAAACAACCAUUUAAUGUGAUUUUCCAAAAAAGAUCUGCUUUUCUUACACAAAGGCUUAGAAUCCAUUAUAUGUUUGACUUUCAGCAGUUAAGUUUCUGCAGUUUCCUAAAAUAGGAUAAGGCUUUUGAACAGUGUAGAGAAUUCUGAGAAUGAGCUAAAGUGAGGUUGUGAUUAUUUAAACUUUUAGCCACUACUUGUGAUUGCUAGCAAAGUAAAAAUUUAUGUUAUGUUCAGAAAUUGAGAUCCUGUCAUAAGGAGCUGUGAAAUUUAACUAAAUUUGAAUAAAGAGGAUGAUGAUGAUGAGAGUUAAUCAUAAUCCAAAUUCUAUGUGCCUUAUCAUCAAAGCUCAGUAAUAUCCAUAGAAAAUUGCCAAAAUAAAAAGGAGGAAGUCAGCUCCAAUCUUCCAAGAGUGUCAUUUCUCGAUUCCAGACUGAGAACACAAAACACUUCUCCAUCUCCUCAGAAGUAAAUAUUCCUUCAUAUAGCCUCUGGGUUCACUGACAAACUCAUGUUUUUCAAUUCUUCACUGAAGUAAGUAAAAUCCUCUUUUUCCCUACCAUUUACUACCUCUAUUGAUGUAUCACCUAUGGUACAUAAUUCUGAAAAAUAUUAUCUUCCUCACAGAAGCAAUCACCCUAAAAUCAUUACAUUAUGUUACUUCCACUACUAAAUGAGCAGAAUCUGAAACGCUGCACAUGAACUUCAGACUACUACAUGUAAUAAUCAAUGUUGUGUAAAUUGCGACCUUCAUAUUCCAUAUGACAUUAAGUUUCAAAGGGCAUGCUGUGUCAUUAAAAAAAGAUUUAACGUGAAAUGACAUUACAUAGUGCAUGAAUAUGUGGCAAAGUAAUUUGGAUCUAUCUUUCCUAGUCAAUGAGCAAUUAAAUUUGGGGUGAUCAGAUGUGUUUUAGCUUAAUUCUCAACUGGGAAGAAGACACCGUAAUGUUAGGAUACAUGGGCAGUUGUCUGUAUUCCUUGAAGUAUAUGCUCCUGUUAACUAGACUCCGUAGUGUAUUUUUUCCACCAAAGUAGUGGAGGUAUGUUCAUAUAAUCUGCUAUUGAAAUACAAAAUCUUUUACAUCUUCAUAUUUUGAAGGAACCCAAACAGGAAAGUGGAUUUAGUCAUUUUCCUCUGCUGGUGUUCAAGUCAUAUUUUAAACUCAAGACACUAUCAGAUCUCUUCAACAUUCAGUAAAAAAGUGCAUUUUCCAUAGUGUUUCCCUUUAGUUCUGCUUAUCUUCUUUUGAUUUUGUACAAUCUAGAAUGUAUGUAACUCAUGCGUAGGUGAUGGAGGUACUCCUUUUUUCUUAUAAUACUUACAAUUAUAUAUUUGGUUUUGCUUUGACUAGCGAUAGGAAAAUAGACAAAUACAAGUGUAAAAAUGAGAAAUUUUAAACUCGAAUUAUAAUUUGUGUUUUAUAGUUGUUUCAUAAGUCUGUUGCUCUCUAUGAGUAUGCUCUCUAUAUAUCCUGUAAAAAUAAAUUUAUAUGUUACAUAGAAAUUCAAGAAAUUAAAUUAUUUAUUAAGCUACAAAUGUUUCUUCUGAUUUCUACCUGAUCAUAGAUGAAAAUAAAUUAAAUACUGUGUUGUUGGAA